AUGGCCCCAUCGACGUAUGAACUUGGAGGAAAGGAAACUAAUUCGGACGCCAAGGUUGUGUUUCCAACAACAUCCGCCGAAGACCAAUUAAGAGAGAUCCACAACACCAAGAAGUAUAAGUAUUUUGCUGGGGUUGUUUUACUUUCUGCUAUACUCAUAUCAGCUGUUAUUGUUGGGUCUGUUGCCUUACAUCAUCAUCUUACCUCUAAACAAACGGACUUUGACACAAAAAUCGUUUAUAAAGGAUAUCCUAUACCAGAGCAUGUCCAUGUAGAUUUCACCAGUAAAAUAACGUACGUGAACAAUUCGCGAUACAACGAAGUUGUGGCUGCAAACAAUCUACUUGACUAUAAGAGGCAAUUACUGGUAUGUAAGGAUGUAAAAAACAAAGUGUGUUAUGUAGAUAAACUAAACGGCACAUUUGAAGAUGGAGUAUCCAAGCUAUCUAAAAAGAAAGAUUCAACUCCUGUCAAACACGUGAUUACAGUUAAACUACCAGUUGAUAAAAGAAUUCUACAAAAAUUCGCUGGAGAUUCCAUUGCUGAUCAUUGUAAAGGAACACCUUCGUUUUGGGUUCUUGAUAUGAUCCCAACAAAUUCUGGGUGUACAGUAAAACGGCUUUAUUAUACAUUUACGCUUGUAACGGAUAUUUACGGACAGUUUAGACCAUGUUUAGGUUACGGGCGGAUUUACGGACACACAUAA
Molecule: messenger RNA, 705 nt
Organism: Lottia gigantea (owl limpet)
Lineage: Eukaryota; Metazoa; Mollusca; Gastropoda; Lottiidae
Exons: 6
Coding region: 1-705 (234 amino acids)
Source: RefSeq, a predicted model, not a curated record